AUGUCAUCGACAGCAAUAAUAGAAGGGGAAUGCAGCACAAACGAGGAGGAUGUUUUAAAAGAUGUGGAUUAUAUUAUGCGACACUAUUCUGGUUACUUCCAUCAGAUGGAGAUAACUAACCGCGAGAAGGAUAGUGUCACCUUCCGCUUGAUACCCAAUGAUGAUAAAACUCGAGAGCUCAUAGUAGUACUCAAUCGAUCUCACUUCAUAUUGGAGGGGGACUCGUCGACUAAACCUAAUCAUGAACUGCUCAUUGGGCGAAGGUUUGAGACGAUCGAACAGUUAUUGUCAGCUGUAAUGGGAGCACAUCACUUUGGACAGAUGUUGAAUUCACUAUUGGUGACUCGUUUAGAAAGCCUUGAGAGCUCACCACGGAGUGAUAAUCACUGUCGAUGACUCUACGUCUUCACUGCAAUAAGUGCCAUCAUCGUAUGGUAUUAUAUCA
Molecule: messenger RNA, 445 nt
Organism: Perkinsus marinus ATCC 50983
Lineage: Eukaryota; Perkinsozoa; Perkinsida; Perkinsidae
Exons: 4
Coding region: 1-396 (131 amino acids)
Source: RefSeq, a predicted model, not a curated record